AUACUGCUCUCGCUGCGUGUAUCUGGCCAGGCGGUUGUAUUCUGAAGGGUUUGGCCACCACUUACCUGCUGCUCCAUCACAAGUUCUGCCGGGUUUAUACAGACAGCAAGGAUGGCGACCGAAGACAAGAAAUGUGAGACCGAGUGCACAAAAACACAGUCAGCGCCUUCUUCCUCCAAUCAAAAUAAGCCUUCUACAGUGAAGCCCAACUAUACUUUGAAAUUUACAUUGGCAGGACACACGAAAGCCGUCUCCUCUGUUAAAUUCAGUCCAAAUGGAGAAUGGCUGGCAAGUUCCUCUGCUGAUAAAUUAAUUAAAAUAUGGGGUGCUUAUGAUGGCAAGUUUGAGAAGACCAUAUCAGGACACAAACUGGGAAUCUCGGAUGUUGCCUGGUCCACAGAUUCAAACCUGCUUGUAUCGGCUUCAGAUGACAAAACCCUUAAAAUAUGGGACGUGAACUCGGGAAAAUGCUUGAAGACGCUGAAGGGCCACAGUAACUAUGUUUUCUGCUCUGUUCAAAUGGAAAAAUACUGUGGGGUCUUUAAAGUUCUUAUUCAUUUACUGUUUCCUUCAAAUGCUGUCACUUCUGAGAGUACCUUAGUCUUUCAGCCGUCUUCCUGUGACAGUACAUUUGAUGAGAGUGUACGAAUCUGGGACGUGAAGACUGGGAAGUGCCUGAAGACCCUGCCAGCCCAUUCUGACCCUGUAUCUGCUGUACAUUUUAACAGAGAUGGAUCCCUCAUUGUCUCCAGUAGUUACGAUGGCCUGUGCCGAAUUUGGGACACCGCAUCAGGGCAAUGCCUUAAAACACUGAUUGAUGAUGAUAAUCCUCCUGUGUCUUUUGUGAAAUUCUCCCCAAAUGGAAAAUACAUUUUGGCAGCAACACUUGACAACACUCUGAAACUUUGGGAUUACAGUAAAGGAAAGUGUUUAAAGACUUACACAUGCCAUAAAAAUGAGAAGUACUGCAUAUUUGCCAACUUCUCUGUUACCGGUGGGAAGUGGAUCGUUUCAGGAUCUGAAGACAAUUUUGUUUAUAUCUGGAAUCUUCAGACAAAGGAGAUUGUGCAGAAGUUACAGGGGCAUACAGACGUUGUGAUCUCCACGGCCUGUCACCCAACAGAGAACAUCAUCGCAUCGGCGGCACUGGAGAACGACAAGACGAUCAAAUUGUGGAGAAGUGACUGUUAGAGAGCAAGCAGCAUUACCACCGAGAGAACUGUGCCCUGUCCCUGCCUGCCCGCCCGCCUGCCUGCCUGCCUGGACACAGAGACAGGCCCCUGGUGGUCUUGACGUCUGAGACUGUGCAGUCCCUGCUCAAACUGGUGACCCAGCAUUACAGACCCUGCGGCAGUGUCGGAACAAAUCCCAUUUUUACUGCGGACUCAUAACACUUAGCGAGUUAUUGUAUGCUUAAAACACACCCACGUGUGCGCAGAAACGCACUCUUACAAACUCCCCCGUCUAAAGAUUUUUUUUUUUGUGACCAAAUCACUUGUGACUUUAUCCCCUGUCCAUUCUUGUGAAAAUUAUCUUUUAAUUAGUGGGUUUAGUUGGUAGUGGAAUGUUUUUUUUUAUAUAUAAACAUGCUGUUGGCGGUUGGCUGUGUUUUAAAGUUAGCCAGUCAACUCUCUUUUUAUUUGUCUUUAAAAUUCCUCCUCUUGUGUAUCUCUUGGUAUUCGAUUGUCUGCCAUUGCCCUUUCCUCUUGCCCUCCUCAAUUCCCUGCCUUUACCUCAAGUGCUGCUAUGGCCUUGACUCUGAACUAACAUACCACUUAUAAUGAGCACUCGCUGUCUCUGGCCUUGGGACCUUGGAGGGUCCUGCUGCAGGAGUCUGCAUUGGCCAUCUCUUCUCCCAGAUCAGGUAGUAUUACCAUCCAGAAAGAUUCAAGUUGGCAAUUGUGCCCUUCCGGCUCCCUUCAAGCAGAAUGUUCCUGGUGGUACUCAAGCCAACACAGCAUUAUAGGCAGUGUUGCCAGCUAUACUGGGCAUGGUCGGUGGGGGAGCUAUUUUAGGAUUGGUGCUAUAUAAUGGUCUCCAUUGGGAUUCCUAACUCUCCUCGCCCGAGGGUUUUGAGAGAAACAGCUCUGGCGAGAUUGCGUGCUGGUAUCAUUCCUCACUCCCCCCCCCCCCCCCCCCCCCCCCCCCCCCCCCAUACAUAAUAUUGAUCAUCUGCAGUGCUGUGUGUUGCAGAAAGCUGGGAGGAGCAGAGUUAUAGGUCCCUUACACUUCCAAUGCAUCACAAUUUCAAAGCAGUGUCGAAGAUGAUUGUUCCUUGUGACUUUGGACAUACUCCUGGUUCUCUCCCCUCACCUGCCUCCCUUAUGCUAGGUGCCAUGAAAUCAAAGUAGGCUUUACCUGGGGCAAUGAACAUUGAGGGGAUUGGAUUUGAUAGCGUUCUAAAUUUCAUUUCUGGAAUAAGGGAGGAUAAUAGUGAUUCUAUCUCCAUUGCACAGACCCAAAUAGAGAGAAAGCAUUCUUAUAAGCGAGCACUCCUGAAGGUGUACUUGAACAGGAGGCACACUGGCAUCGGAUGUUUUGCAUUGCAGGUCUGCGUAGGGUGGUGUGAGUGUGAUUGCGCCUCGUAUUGUGGGGCUGUGUGAGACAGCACGCACCAGGUUCACCCCACCUGCCCUGGUUUAUAGCAGGUAAGGCUCACCUGUGGUCUUAAUGCCACUUGGCACGACAAGGGAGGGGGGGGGGGGGGGGGGGGGGGGGGGGGGGGUUAAAAUCAGCCGGGGUCCGUGUUCCUGAGCAGAUCCUUCAUUCGCCAGCGCAAAUCACUAUUGGGAAUCGGCUGAAGCUACAGACCAGGUUUGGGACUUGGAUCUUCCUUGUCUGAGCUCCUUGGAUAAAGCAACAUGGCAGAGCCAUGGCUGGUAGCUGUAGGGCCCUGCUAACUGCUGGAAACUGAGGGAGCUUCAAGCAAGGUGAUGUCGGGAGUGACGUGGAAGGUGGAAGAGUUGUACGGAGAUUGGAGCUGAAAUUCUCUCCCCCUCCCUCCCUCCCCUCCCAUGUUUCCCUCUGACCACCGGCCGACAGAUUUUCCUGGUCAUGGCCUACAGAGCCUCAUGAUUUUGUGGAGCCAGUAUCUUUUAAUAUUUUUAGUUUGAAUUGAUGACAGUACUAAGUAAUAAGUAGGCACUGUGGAAAUCUUUCCAUUACCUGUGAAUAGUGUUGCAGUAGUGAUGAUCUCUCCUGGAAUGCUGGGGUCGAGUCCUUCCAGCUCUGAGGUGUUGGUGUAAUUUCCCCUUGAUUCCCUGUUAAUACAAGAGGUUUGAACAUAAAA
Molecule: messenger RNA, 3289 nt
Organism: Leucoraja erinaceus (little skate)
Lineage: Eukaryota; Metazoa; Chordata; Chondrichthyes; Rajiformes; Rajidae
Gene: wdr5
Product: WD repeat domain 5
Exons: 14
Coding region: 112-1191 (359 amino acids)
Molecular function (GO): protein binding
Source: RefSeq, a predicted model, not a curated record